GGACAAACCGGGACAUGUGAAGGAUGUUUUGGCUCAAUUCAGCGAUCAGUUGUUCACAUAUUAUUUUAAAUCAGUGACGAAUUCGCAGUGUAAUCAAAACAUGCCGUUAGAACAUAGUUUAUGAAACGUCAAAGCAAGCAUAACCAGAUUUGAUGCAACUUUCAACUGCUUUCCGUUGAAACAACAGCAGCCGUGCUCCUAAAUCAGGGAACAGAAGCGCAACAGACGAUUUCGCUUAUAAUAUGUAUUUCUUAGGAUACAGUUAUCUCUUGAGAUUUCGGUUUGUGGCUGGCCUUCGAACAAUCGUCGCUCAUGUAAGUUGUUUGUCUACGGGGAAAGCAACCUAUUUAGAGCCAAGAUGGCGAACAGAAGGUCAGAUUUGUGUUGGCCAAUCAGCACGCGCGGAACAGACGCGCCCCACGUGGGGGAUCCCACGUUUGAUUGGUCGGAGGCGGCGAAGUCCCGUUCGAGAUUUGAUUGGUCGCGCUAUAGGUUGUUCUCGCGGUAGUUGAGCCCGCGUGUCAGUGGGCAGUCUGUGUGUGGUACUGCGAGUGUUGGAGAAACUAGGCAAUGCGAGCGGUUGGCACGUACGAGGCAAACUUUUCACAAUCAGACAUUUUUAAGCAAACACGCAAAUAGGGAUUGGGAGAGUUUACCAACAACGGGAAUACUGCGAAUUGUGUCCAAGCGAGAACCUGAAGUCUGAAGUCUUAACUGAGGAAAACAUUCUCGAAGCGACUGUAGGCGCUGCUUUUCUAGGGUUGGGAUUGAUUCGCAACCAGCGCCUAAUACUGCUCGUAUAAGGUCACGAGUGGAGGACUUCGACAUUUCCUCGGUGCAAGGAAUUAUUGCUGUAUUUACAUUCGCGGGAAAAGAUUUUAUGGAGACUAAAGCACAAGCGCAGCUGAAUGCUUGACUCUUACUGGAGAUAAUGAGCCAACGCGCUGUGUUUUUGUCUUGCUCCUCGGCUGUGUGAAGGAUAAAGGGGUUAAAUCGGGUGUAAGGAGUGCGAGAAGCGCGUGGAUCGGGUGGACGGACUGGGCUUUGUGUGUCCGCGAGUGGGUUCUCGCUCAUCUACUCGGAUUACUGAAGAGCGCCACAACCCCUGGACCUUCACAUCAGAAAGGAUACAUUCAAGAUGUAUCCGCAGGGCCGGCAUCCGGCACCUCACCAGCCUGGUCAGCCUGGCUUCAAAUUCACUGUAGCAGAAUCUUGUGACAGGAUCAAAGAUGAAUUCCAGUUCCUUCAAGCUCAGUACCACAGUCUUAAAGUAGAGUAUGACAAACUGGCCAAUGAGAAGACAGAGAUGCAGCGACAUUAUGUCAUGUAUUAUGAGAUGUCCUAUGGGCUGAACAUUGAAAUGCAUAAACAGACUGAGAUUGCCAAACGUCUAAAUGCAAUUCUUGCUCAAAUCAUGCCUUUUUUGUCACAAGAGCACCAACAGCAGGUUGCACAGGCUGUUGAACGUGCUAAGCAAGUGACAAUGACCGAGUUGAAUGCCAUCAUCGGGGUACGUGGACUUCCCAAUCUGCCUCUCACCCAGCAUCAUGCUGUCUACCCUGCUCUGAUGCAGCAGCAGCUCCAGGCUCAACACCUUUCUCAUGCUGCCCACGGACCCCCGGUCCAGCUGCCCCCUCAGUUGCAGCCCCCAGGCAUCCCUCCAGUCCCAGGCUCAGGGUCAGGUCUGCUGGCGCUGGGAGCUCUGGGUAGCCAGGCGCACCUGCCAGUCAAAGACGAGAAGAACCAUCAUGACCUGGAGCACAGAGAGCGGGAAUCUAGUACGAAUAAUUCCGUAUCGCCGUCAGACAGCCUGAGGGCCAGUGAGAAACACAGAGGCUCUUCUGAAUAUAGUCUGGACCCGAAGAAACGCAGAGUAGAGGAGAAGGACAACAUGAGCCGAUAUGACAGUGAUGGUGACAAAAGUGAUGAUCUGGUCGUGGAUGUGUCCAACGAGGAUCCUGCCACUCCAAGGGUCAGCCCGUCUCACUCUCCUCCUGAGAAUGGGCUUGAUAAAGCCAGAGCACUGAAGAAAGAUGCCCCCAACAGCCCGGCUUCUGUGGCCUCCUCUGGGAGCACCCCCUCCUCUAAAGUGAAGGACCACCCACAUAAUGACAAGUCCUCCACCCCAGGUUUAAAGUCCAACACCCCCACCCCACGCAACGAUGCUCCCACCCCAGGAACUAGCAACACCCCUGGGCUCAGGCCCAUACCUGGAAAACUACCUGUCAUGGAAGCACUGACAGCACCUGCCCUACGUACACCAUUGUCGAUUGCGCCUCCAUAUGGGGCUCCGUUUGCCAUGAUGGGUCACCACCCAGAGAUGAACGGCUCAUUGACCAGUCCGGGUGUUUACCCUGGCCUACACAUAUCCCCUCAGAUGAGUGCUGCUGCUGCCUAUGGACGCUCGCCUAUGAUGUCUGUGUUGCAGGCGGGCUUUGAUCCUCAUCCCCACAUGCGUGCCCCUGGUCUGCCAACAAGUCUGACCUCUAUACCUGGAGGGAAACCGGCCUACUCCUUCCAUGUUAGCGCGGACGGCCAGAUGCAACCAGUACCUUUUCCUCCAGAUGCUUUGAUUGGACCAGGUAUUCCCCGUCAUGCCCGUCAGAUCAACACACUCAGCCACGGUGAGGUGGUGUGCGCCGUAACCAUCAGCAACCCCACACGGCACGUCUAUACUGGAGGCAAAGGCUGCGUGAAGAUCUGGGACAUCAGUCAGCCUGGCAGCAAGAGCCCCGUCUCACAACUCGACUGUCUGAACAGGGAUAACUAUAUCCGAUCCUGUAAGCUGCUUCCGGAUGGCCGUACUUUGAUCGUUGGAGGGGAAGCCAGCACUCUGACCAUAUGGGAUUUGGCCUCUCAGACUCCCCGUAUCAAAGCCGAGCUCACCUCUUCUGCCCCGGCCUGCUAUGCGCUGGCUAUCAGCCCUGAUGCCAAGGUCUGCUUCUCCUGCUGCAGUGAUGGAAAUAUUGCUGUCUGGGACCUUCAUAACCAAACCCUUGUCAGGCAGUUCCAAGGCCACACAGAUGGUGCAAGUUGUAUAGACAUUUCCCAUGAUGGCACCAAACUGUGGACAGGUGGACUGGACAACACGGUACGGUCCUGGGACCUCAGAGAGGGACGACAGCUCCAGCAGCAUGACUUUACUUCACAGAUCUUCUCUCUGGGCUACUGUCCGACGGGUGAGUGGCUGGCUGUGGGAAUGGAGAGCAGUAAUGUGGAGGUGCUUCAUCACACCAAGCCUGACAAGUACCAGCUGCACCUGCACGAGAGCUGUGUCCUCUCCCUCAAAUUUGCCUACUGUGGUAAAUGGUUUGUGAGCACUGGGAAGGACAACCUCUUGAAUGCCUGGAGGACUCCCUAUGGUGCCAGCAUUUUCCAGUCCAAGGAGUCGUCCUCUGUCCUGAGCUGUGACAUCUCAGCUGAUGAUAAAUACAUCGUGACAGGAUCUGGAGACAAGAAGGCCACCGUGUAUGAAGUGAUCUACUAAAUUCACUGCUUCGCAAGAUAUAAAGACCUAUGUAUGGAGCUUCUCUUUGGACCUGAUGUUUAAAGGAUUCAAGAGAUCACUCCUCCACUUUUUCCUCCUUUUAUAGUAGGAACCCAGGUUUGGAACUGGUUGAUCCAUUGGGAUCGGUUCCCAGAUGUUUUUAUAUUUCGCACACCUGGAUUCUUACAGCAGUGGAGCAGUCCACAACAGAUCAAAACGGAAACUUGUUAAACUGUCCCAAGGACUUCCUGAUGGCACUAAUGUAGUAAAUAUUGUCUUGCCUUUGCUUUCGGUCUGCUCAUGGGAUUGUGUGUGCCUAUUUCUACCGUAGUAUUUCCCCCCUGCCUUCAUACCUUCCUUUUUACAAAAAGUGAACAAUAUGUGAUGUAAUAUGAAGCAGUGCUUCAGUUUUAGCCUCCCGCUCCCUGGACAAUUUGUUAAAAAGUGUAUAUAUGGAGUAAUAAAGACGUUUUAUAAAUAUAUAUAAUUCUAUAUAUUUCCAUGUCCUGAUAUACUUGUGAUGGGUUUCUUUGUCCUCAUGUCCUUAAUGCUUGAUGAAUGUAGAUUAGGACACACUUUUUAAUAUUGAUUUUGUAAGCACGCUCUCUGGGCUGGCCAUUUGCUAAAAGGCUCACGUGGAAAACCCCUUCCUGUUCCAGAAUAAUCUUGGUAAUUGUUUUAUUUUUUUUGCUUUUUGAGCCUAUGUGCGGUUCAUGGGAAAUGGGAUCAGACUGGAAUCCUGCGGAAGUCGGAAUACGACGGAAACAGCCCUGAGGAGAGUGAGGAGAUGUUUGUAAAUUGACAGCGGUAUUAAACCUGGAGAAUGACUAACUGUACUACUUUUCUGUGCACUUUGCAUUGUGUGGCGUCUUGUUGGAAAGAUGAAUUCAGAUAAUGAAGUGUGAUUGUAACAUGCUGACUCGGCGUGGAUCGCACAUUGCGAUGAGUAACUUGCCAACUGAUCCCAUAAGUGGCCCCACUGUAGUUCGCUGUUGUUGAAAUGGGAUAUGAUUCACCCCAGUGAUUGACAGCUUACUUCUGUUGAGCCCCACCCUAAUGAGCCUGCAGCCCUGUUUUCGCUCACAGAUUGAUGUAAACCUUCUUCUACAUGAGUGAUCGGAGUCAAUUGGGGAUUCGCUUCUGUACAAGUUGAGCCAGGUUUCUAAUGAAUAUAUUCUUUGCCUGCACUGACUUGGAAGCUAAGUGUGAAAGUGUGUGGGCAUACGAGAGAGAGAGACCGGCUCUUUUAAACCUGAUCCUGGCUAACCCUUUUUGUGUAAAUGUGGACUGUUUUAACUGUGGGAACUGGAGUCUGCUUCAUGGGGCCGCAGCAGAACCGGUCAUGGCAAACUCUUCUUUAGUACAAUACAAAACCUGACCCGCCUGCCUUUCACAAUCUCGCAAAUUCACACCAAAGUAUGUAGCAAACUGUCAGCACUGAUCAUGUACAUUUGUUAAUACUUCAAUAAACUUUUUUUUUUUUUCAUAAAACAUGUCAUGAAUGUUGGUUUAAUUGAGAGCACCAUUGUUGGAUUUGAAUCACAGGCUGGGUGUGUGUCCCAUUAACCCCAUAUGUCUUAAGUAUGUAGACUAAUAUUGACAGAGGCCAGGAACGCUGGAAAUGUUAUCUAGAUGUUCCCACAUGGUGUCAAGCUGCUGAAAGGCUGACUGAAGUGUUGAGACAUGAAGUUGUGUGUGUAUGUGUAAAAGAGACCGUUUUUGCUGCCUCAGCUAUCUGUUGCAACCACAGACCCAGCUGACUCAAAUAUGCCCUGUGGUCCCCCAGUCACAGCUGGUGACACACAACACAAUCUUUCGAUUUCCUAACCUCAAGUGGAUUAUCAGCCAGGAAGUGCAUUUGUGUCAUUCGAUUUAUUGUGAUGGUUUGAGCUGGUUUCAUUAAGAGUGUGAUUGCUGUAAUUGUCUGUCUCUCACCUUCUCCCACAUU
This is a messenger RNA of Sinocyclocheilus grahami, 5435 nucleotides long. RefSeq names its product protein groucho-1-like. Gene Ontology annotation, cellular component: nucleus; transcription regulator complex. The coding region runs from base 1139 to 3487 and encodes 782 amino acids. Gene Ontology annotation, biological process: negative regulation of canonical Wnt signaling pathway; regulation of DNA-templated transcription. Gene Ontology annotation, molecular function: transcription corepressor activity; protein binding. NCBI's taxonomy places the organism in Eukaryota, Metazoa, Chordata, Actinopteri, Cypriniformes, Cyprinidae. The record is from RefSeq and is a predicted model, not a curated record. The transcript is spliced from 22 exons.